UACAACAUCGUUGGUGACGGCACCCCUCAAGCAUUCAUUCCAAUUCUCACCGCAUCAACUGAAGAGGAACUUCCUCUAACCAGGUAUAAUUCUUUUUAUCCUUUCAUUUGGUCGAACUUCUCCUCCGCUGGCUAUGUGACUCUGUACGGGGAGGAUGCAUUUGCUAUAGGAACCUUCACUUAUCGAUUGAAGGGUUUCCGUAACCAGCCCACUGAUCAUUAUCUCCGGACAAUUUUCAAGGAUUACGAGAAGAAAGGAGGAAACUGCCUUGGUUCGGAACCUCUUCACAAGACAUGGUUCCGUUAUUCGCGAGAAUUUAUGCAAGUUUACAAAGAUAUUCCACGUUUUUUACUGAUGCAUCAAGGAUUGCUCUCGCAUGAUGAUAUAAAUUUGGUG
This is a messenger RNA of Cylicostephanus goldi, 396 nucleotides long. NCBI's taxonomy places the organism in Eukaryota, Metazoa, Nematoda, Chromadorea, Rhabditida, Strongylidae. The record is from the annotation of a GenBank genome assembly.